CUUAUACACUAUCUAUUUGAUACGUAUACUUGUAUAGUAGAAUUUUAACUGACAGAAGAUAAUGAUCACAAACAAAAACGUGUGAUAAGACGAGGUGUUAAGCGUAGUCGAACCACGGACGAGGAGGUCCAUGCCCAUUUUGCUGCUAGUGAGGCUCUUGCUGCUGUUGAGGUGCCUAAUUCUCCUCUUGUGGCUCAUCUUGGUGCUCUUUCUACUCAGAAGCGUAACUCACCGUUGCAUCCUCAAAUGACUACAAGCUUUAAGCACGAGAUGAAACAGAUGAGGGCGCACUGGAAGAAGGACCUACAAUCAAUGCAAAUAGAGAUGUAGAUGCAGUCCUUGCGGAUGGAGGUUUAGCGAGACAUGUCAGUGUAUAUGCAGUUAAUGCAGCUAGAGAUCUAACAGCAGAUGUAGCUGCAAAUGCAAUCAAUGCAACUAGAUAUCCAGCAGUCACUGUAAGGGCUGAAGGAUCGUAUUGUUUUUCAGAUGAUUGAUCGUUAUAAGAGUCGGUCAAUGAGUUAACACGAUGGUGCGCACAAUGAAGAGGAAAUCGGUAGUGAGGUUAAUCUUGAUGAGGCCACUGGCAUAAAUCAGGAAAUUGCAUCGGCUCAAAGCUCACCUCCCGCAAUCAUAAAUGCAACCAAGGCCUAACAUCCUGCGAGUAGUCUAACUACAACUUCCUCACAUCCUGCUCGUGUCCUAACUCCACUAGAGCCCCCCCAGCAUGUUCAGAGCACACUUUCUCAUGAGGCUCCACUUCCACCUCAGGCUGAAGAUGCACAUGUGAGCAUGGCUAGCAAAUACCUUUGUAGCCAUACAUUAACCCGCUAUUAGUCUAAUGCAAAGCGAAGGAUGCUUUGAAGGACAUAUAUGAGUCAUUCUGAAAAGGUUAACAUUUCGGGCAUCAAAACGCAAGAGGGCCUUGAAUAUUUUCGACGUUUGGAGAAGCAAAAUGAGUGGUUGGACAACCAACACAUUGAUGCAUGCAUAAGCAUCAUGUGUAAGUGGGCGCAUGAGCACUAUCCACAACUCUACAAGCAGAAAAUAUGCAUUCUUGACACCUAUUUCUAUCUUAUUUUGCUGGGUCUAAGCCAUGAAAUGAAGCCUCCCUCGAGCAAUAAGACAUUCAAGCUGACUCAGGUGGUUUUGCUAGAACAUCUGCUUGAAUAUGCUAAGGGUGGGAGUCCUCCAUGGGGUUUGCAAUGGCAUGAGGUGGACUUAAUUCUCGUAUCAUGCCAUUUUGACGACCACUGGGUGGUAGUGCAUAUCUACUUACUAAAAUGGAGUAUGAUGUUAGUUGACUCAUCGUACAGUCAGAGAGAUGUAAUUAAGUCUAACUUGUGUGAUUAGUAGAUAGGUCCACUAACAGGAUUGUUUCUCAUUUUAUGUCACCAAGACGGGUACUUUAAGCACACGUGUUGUCAAAAGCGACUUGGACGUGGAUAAGGUAUCAAUUAAAUGAUAAAACCUCGAUACAACAAGAUUCGCCUAGUUGUAGGGAUUGGGUUAUCGCUUUUAUGCAGUGGUUGAUCAGUGUGGCAGAACAGACCCUAAAGGCAAACACAAUAAAAGGCCUUCGAAAAGGUUUUGCCCUUGCAAAUUUUGCAAAUAGUUUGGAUAGUUACUUUUUACAUUUUUUAUUUCUUUCUUAAUACGUAAAGUAACAUUGUUAUGUAUUAUCUCCAAAUUAGUCUUUGUUGUAUCAAUUAAUAGAGAGAAAUGCAAAAAGAACAGUUCGAGAUUAUUUCUUCAUAUGAUUUCACAUCAGAAACGUACUGUUAAUAAUGUUUGU
This is a messenger RNA of Theobroma cacao (cacao), 1792 nucleotides long. Lineage: Eukaryota; Viridiplantae; Streptophyta; Magnoliopsida; Malvales; Malvaceae. The record is from RefSeq and is a predicted model, not a curated record.